Messenger RNA from Cyprinodon tularosa, 1987 nucleotides. RefSeq names its product tumor necrosis factor receptor superfamily member 14-like. The transcript has 7 exons. Bases 1 to 627 code for a protein of 208 amino acids. Gene Ontology annotation, molecular function: protein binding. Gene Ontology annotation, cellular component: external side of plasma membrane. Gene Ontology annotation, biological process: defense response to Gram-positive bacterium; defense response to Gram-negative bacterium; positive regulation of cytokine production involved in immune response. The record is from RefSeq and is a predicted model, not a curated record. NCBI's taxonomy places the organism in Eukaryota, Metazoa, Chordata, Actinopteri, Cyprinodontiformes, Cyprinodontidae.
AUGGUGAUGAUCGCUCACUUUGGUUUGGUCCUGGUGGGUUCAGGUUCCACCUGCGGACCCAGAGAAUACACAGCCAGAGACGGACAGUGCUGUCCAAUGUGUCAGGAAGGAAAAGUGGUGGGCAAAGACUGCACGGCUGGGUCAGGAACACGCUGCAUUCCCUGUGAGACUGGAACCUACAUGAACAAACCCAACGGUCUGCCCAGUUGUUUCUCCUGCUCCUCCUGUAAUUCAGGCCCUGGACUCUUUAUCAAGCAGAACUGCACGUCUAAAUCAGACACAGUCUGUGAUGUUAUAGGCGGAUAUUUCUGUAAAAGCUGGACAGACAGUGCAGGAUGCAGCAAAGCAGAGAAACAUUCAGCCUGUAAACCUGGACAGAGAAUAAAGCUUCCUGGGACCAGCAGAAAUGAUACUGUGUGUGAAAAAUGCGAAGAAGGAACCUUUUCUCCACAUGGAUUGAACUGCACUCAGUGGACACAAUGCUCUGAAAGCCAAACUAAGGUCCAAGAAGGAAGCUCAACGAGGGACGUCGUCUGCAGUAAUAGAUCAAUGCGACACAGAUAUACUUUGCUUGCGCCUUUUCUUGGCCUAGCAGUUGCAAUUGGUUUGCUAGUCACAGGUGUGUGAUUAUUUGACAGUUUGAUUUCACUUUGAAAACUAAUAAUAACCUUUUUAAUAUCUUACCUGAUCUAGUAAAGUAUACAUUUACACAUGUAUACUUAACAUGUAUUUUUCUAACCAUUGCAUCUUUUUAUGUUUGGUGCAUCAUGGAUGAAUUUUUGAUGCCAUCCUAGGAUAUAAAAUACACAGAUAAUCUUCCAUAAACACAGAUGAAUGAUACGAAGUCCAGGAGAGUCUCCUGAGGACUGAGCUCAACUGGGAACCAGGGACCAAACUAACCCAACAGUGUUCAGACCAAACCAGCCCGGUACCACCAUGAUCAUUGAAGCUGAUUCUGGUCCCUCUCACAGUCUGGACCAAGAUCUCCUGGAAAGUUAAUCUCCUCUCCAUAAAACUUUUCAGCAGAAGGAAACAUGAAGUGAUCUAAAAUGUCCCGGUAGAAGACUGGUUUACUGUGGACUCCAGAAAACCCAAUGGAGCAAAACCAGCAAAUGAAGUGAAACCUGAAACAUUACUGAAUGUGGAAACUUCACCCUGGAUUCUGAUACUUAACGCUAUACCCUCUGAUUCAGAAACCUUGAUUACCAAAUUAAAUGAAAAGUCUUCUUUCAUCAAACGCCGCUUUCCCACUGAAAACCUGAGUUUUUCUACAAACCGGGUUGAAACCCUAACAUCAGCCUCUGACUCUUUUCCCAUUUGACUGAAAAACAGAGUCUGACCCCCUGCUGGCAGCUGUGUGGCCACUCCCCCCCACCACUGUGUGUCUGAUGACAGCAUCACACUGGGUGAGCUUUAAUGAUGUUGAUAGUGUGACAGAAAUCAGGGAGCAACAUGUACAGGAGCCAGAGCGUAGUCAGCUUUCUUUAUUAUUUCGCUAUUUUGAAAGUCCAAUCCCUCUGAAAUGCUGCUCAAUGUUUAUCAAAUGUAAUCAUGAGUUAAUUUUUCUUCUAAGAUCAGUCGCGACUGCCGUGGUAAUGGUGUUCAAUGGUAUCACGUCAAGCCAGCAUGCUGUUCCCACAGCAUGCCUAUCAGAGCCGAGGCCGUUUUAACGCGGGUCACUUGCAGAGUCGUUUGACUCGGGUAGAAAUGCAUCAGUAAGCUGUUGCCGCUGCCACUAAAAGCCAAUCGGUUCCGGGUUUUAACAGGGUUUUCAGCCAGUGUGAAAUGUCACUUCACUUCAAUUCAAUUCAGUUUAUUUCUAUAGCUCCAAUUCACAACACAAGUCAUCUCAGGGCACUUUAGUUCACCAGAUCAUCCUGUCAGAUGGAUUCAAAACUUUCUAUCUGAUUUCCAGCUGAUUGCAUCGACUGAUUGACUUGAAUGCAAUAAGUGAACAGUGACAGUGGAGAGGAAAAACUCCCUUUGA